AUGGAUAUUUUUCUCUCAAAGGUCACUAACCAGGCCAUGAACUUUGCCAUCAGGUCUGGAGUCAGUAUUACAGCUACGUAUGCAAUAAGUCAGUCAUCUAGGCUGCUCAAGAAUGUUAGUGGCACGGAGAGAGCAGAGCUACUUGCUCUGCAGGAGCGACUCCAGAGUAAAAUCAGGGUAAUUUCACCAGCAAUCGACAUGAUAGAGUUGAUCGCCGCGCGAGGAAACACGUCUCUGGAGUCUGCUGUUUCUCUCACAAAAGCACUGAGAUACGACAUUCAGUCGCUAGCCCGCCGCCUAGAGAAAGCCGCGACCGCAGAGGAACUGGCUCGAAAAGGGGCCAUCUCGGCAAAAGCUCGCUCAUUAAAUGAGGCCGAAAUUAAACUCAUCAUACAAGAUAUCAAGCGACUACUGAAUCGCAUCGAAGAUGCUGUACCUCUGAUGAAUCUAGCCAUCACCACCUCCGGCGCAAGUCUUUCAACCACGCUACCUUCAACGGUCUCACCGUCGCGUUUGCUGCAAGCCAGCACUUUCUUGACCGCAUGCGACACGCAGUACUCGAUGACUCCUGCCAAGGCGGUACAGGUUGGCCCAACUUUCACCUUGUCGAUGUACAUGCUGUUCAGCGGUCACCUGAGACCCCACGAUGAAGAAAGCAUACGGGAAACGACGUGGAAAGAGGUGAUGCACAAAGCAAGGGUGAAAAUUAGACGAGUUCCGCUGGACGUGUUUGUCGACCCGGCAGAUAGACAGACCAGCAGCAGGUCCCAUCUCCCUGCUACAGCAAGAGCCGAUGAAUUUGCGUAUCAGAUUCUGAUUGUGGAGGACCUUGACGACAGCAGAGUCCAUAGCUUUGACGAAGGCGAAGCACGGCCCCAGCCCUAUGAAGGCGUAGAUCUUGCAGGGAUCAGAGAAAUCAUCCCAAUCCACGAGAUUUCCAAGAUAUUUUACGCAGACACUGGAAAAAUGCUGAAUAUUGGGAGUGAUGGAGAGGCGAACAACCCGGUGUUACUGUUGAAGCGGGAUGUAAACGCCAUCCCUCCACGUCGGAUGGUGAACAGAAACGAAACAGAUUACGAUGGAUGGGAGCAAGAUACAUCUUUAGAACAAGAUGAUGAGUUUCAGUCCCAGCUUGAUGCACAACUAAACGGUGGGGCAGCCAACACAGAUGAUGAACAAGAUUACUACGAAUCAUUAUCAGGACGACAGAUACCAGAGUCCCAGCGGCUACCCCCAAACCUAGACUUGGAAUGGGUUGCCUUUGAGGUCUAUCAUGAGGAAGAGGAGGACGACGAUACCGAUGCUGAAGACGAAGAUACCGAGUCAGCAUCUCGCGGCACUUCGGUCGAGGAGGGCGUGAAAAACCUCAACAUAAACGACAACAAACCCUCUCCGUCACAAUCCAAACAAGUCUCUUUCUCUUCGUCUCAAGAAAUGUCCACACCAACAGCGUCCAAUCCCGUCUUCAGCAACAUCCGCACUUCCUUAUCCCUCCUCGAAACACUGCUCCGCCUCACCUCUCUUCAACAGUUCCAACAACAAUCCCACCUCUCCAUCACCGACGAACUUCUCAACUUCUUCCUGGAAGAAUCAUCCAGCACUGGCGCUGGUGGCGACGAGCAUCACCGACAGCGUCUCCGUGCUGACGCGCGUCGCAAAGUAGGCUGGGACCCAUAUGACGAAUCACCCCUCAAGCGGCGCGGCGAAGAGUAUCAAUACCAGUACAACAACGACAAUAACAACGAUGGGCACUGGACGCCCACAGGCACGCCCGCUCGAUUUGGGUAUGAUCCGUUGGCGUCACCUGGCGGAAGAACAGACGAGUCGUACCGGGUCCGGUCUCGAGAGCAUACCCCGGAACCAUCACCAGGGCCAUCCAAACGUGCCAUCAGGCCGCCUGUACUAACUAGUGGAAGGAAAGGUACUUCGAUGAAAGGAUCUCCCUUGUCUAAACGGCCUACAACGGCGAAUACGGAUGAGGGUCUUGGGACGAGUCCUGGUGCUAAGAGUGCGCAUUAG
Talaromyces rugulosus is the source of this 2019-nucleotide messenger RNA. RefSeq lists its product as uncharacterized. The coding region runs from base 1 to 2019 and encodes 672 amino acids. Gene Ontology annotation, molecular function: GTPase regulator activity. Lineage: Eukaryota; Fungi; Ascomycota; Eurotiomycetes; Eurotiales; Trichocomaceae. The transcript is spliced from 5 exons. The record is from RefSeq and is a predicted model, not a curated record. Gene Ontology annotation, cellular component: nucleus; cytoplasm.